ACUAUAUAACUUCUAAGAAAAUAAUAAUAAUGUUUUAAAUUCAUCAAUCUCUUCGUAAUUAACAAAAACUUACUCAAAAUCUAAGUGCAAACAAUAAAUUAAAAAAAUCACAGUACGGAGAAUCAAUAAACCUCCUUAUAAAUUACACUUCUUGAAGAAUUCUUGUUAGCUGCCUGGCAGCAAGUGCUAAAAAUAAAACUUUUUAUUUUUAUAACUCAAGAAGUCAAUGUGUAAGACAAAGAUAAUAACGUGAUUGGUACUCAAACAUGGCGUUAAAAAAUUAAAGAAAGAUUACAUUCCAGAAUCCUACAAAAUUAUCAUCAAACAAAAAAUUUUAAUUCAACGACGAUAUGCGUGAAUAACAGUUGCCUACGUCAAACAUUUGAGAAAAAAAGCAUCUCGACACGAUUAACUGUAAAAACGAGCAAAAAGAAGGAACACAUAUAGGUAUCCUGCGACCAACGUAAGCCGGAAAAGCGGCGCUCCGGCAAAGCUCUCCCACGCACGCUGCACUUGGCAUAUAAAAAAAACAAGAAAAAAGAAACUCACUCUCCAGACGCUGCGCGAGGUCGUCCUGGCAAAGGCCGUUCCAUCGUUGAUAUUGAGACUGACAUAAUCAGCCUUAGCCAGGUCUCUCGGCGAAAACAUGACUCCUGCUCAGUCUUAGCCACUUUUCCGGUCAAGCUCUCGAGCCGUGGAAGGUCGAAGGUCUAGGUUAGCUCCGGUUUUUCCUUCCUGUCCUUCAGUCAAAAAUCACCGCAGACCGCACGAGCUCUUAACGAGCUACCGCGUCGUCCACGUGGCAGAGGCCGACGACGACGUGGAGGCUCAGCUGCUGCGGCGAGUCGUCGCGUCAAGUGGAGGCCGGGACAUCGUCGUCGCCUACUCUACUGCUGAUGCUCGCAGCUUUUAUCUCAACGCAUUCCUACUCGAGCGCGCCAGUCGCCAGAUGGCCUGUCAACAGCUGAUCUGGCUUGAUACCUUCAUACCUUGCGGAUGCACUCUGAAAAUAUAACCUCAAAAAACAACGUUAUUGUGUGUAGCGUGAGAGAACACCCGGUACAACAAAUAAAACACAAAAAAUGGCAUUAACUUCUUCAAAUUCAUCAGGAAUUCCUGACAAGCACUGGCAACCUCCAUUUGUAUCCCUAGAAACAACGAUGGGAGAAAUAGUUAUUGAACUGUACUGGAAACAUGCGCCAAUAACUUGCAGAAACUUUGCAGAACUAGCAAGAAGAGGAUAUUAUAAUGGAACAAAGUUUCACAGGAUAAUCAGAGACUUCAUGAUUCAAGGUGGAGACCCUACAGGAACAGGCAAAGGAGGAACUUCUAUUUAUGGAGAAUGUUUUGAUGAUGAAAUUCAUGAUGAUCUCAAGCACACGGGUGCUGGAAUUUUAUCAAUGGCAAAUUCUGGACCUGACACAAAUGGAUCGCAAUUUUUUAUUACCUUGGCUCCAACACAGUGGUUGGAUGGCAAACAUGCAAUAUUUGGAAGAGUUCAUACUGGUAUGGCAAUUGUCAAAAGAAUAGGACUCGUAGAGACGGAUAAAAAUGAUAGACCAAUCGAUGAUGUAAAGAUAACAAAAGGAUCCAUUAAAAAUAUGUGAACAGUAUAUAUGAAUAGUUUUUAUUUUUGUACAAAAUCAGAAAAUCAUUAAUAAAUAAUAGAUCUUUUAGUA
Molecule: messenger RNA, 1679 nt
Organism: Nasonia vitripennis (jewel wasp)
Lineage: Eukaryota; Metazoa; Arthropoda; Insecta; Hymenoptera; Pteromalidae
Gene: Cypl
Product: peptidyl-prolyl cis-trans isomerase
Exons: 6
Coding region: 1083-1607 (174 amino acids)
Biological process (GO): protein folding; protein peptidyl-prolyl isomerization
Cellular component (GO): catalytic step 2 spliceosome
Molecular function (GO): peptidyl-prolyl cis-trans isomerase activity
Source: RefSeq, a predicted model, not a curated record